Molecule: messenger RNA, 2686 nt
Organism: Alligator sinensis (Chinese alligator)
Lineage: Eukaryota; Metazoa; Chordata; Crocodylia; Alligatoridae
Gene: AGBL5
Product: ATP/GTP binding protein like 5
Exons: 9
Coding region: 31-1818 (595 amino acids)
Biological process (GO): proteolysis; protein deglutamylation
Molecular function (GO): zinc ion binding; metallocarboxypeptidase activity
Source: RefSeq, a predicted model, not a curated record
CCUGCUCAGCCCCGCUCUGUGUGUCUGCAGAUGGCGGAGGCCCAGUUCGUGCUGUCCUUCGUGCACCGCUUCCUGGAGCCCCGUGGCGCCACCACCUACUUCGCCUUCUGCUACCCCUUCUCGUACACCGAGUGCCAGGACAUGCUGGCGCACCUGGACAGCCGCCUGGAGCCGUGCCGCUACCUCUCCCCCAUCAGCCCCCCGGACUCCAUCUACUACCACCGGGAGCUGCUGUGCCGCUCCCUGGAUGGGUUGCGUGUGGACCUGCUCACAGUCACCUCGUGCCAUGGCAUGCUGGCGGAGCGCGAGCCACGGCUGGAGCACCUCUUCCCGGAUGAGGCAACACCACGGCCGCACCGCUUCAUGGGCAAACGGGUGUUCUUCCUGAGCAGUAGGGUGCACCCUGGGGAGACGCCUUCCAGCUUUGUCUUCAACGGGUUCCUGGCCUUCGUCCUGCGGGAGGAUGACCCUCGUGCUCAGCUGCUGCGGCGGAUGUUCGUCUUCAAGCUCAUCCCCAUGCUGAACCCCGACGGCGUGGCACGCGGCCAUUACCGCACGGACUCACAGGGUGUGAACCUGAACCGCCAGUACCUCAGCCCCGACGCAGAGCUGCACCCUGCCGUGUACGGGGCCAAGGCCAUCCUGCUGUACCACCACGUGCACAACUGUGUCCCGCCAGGCUUCCCCGACUGGCGGGCGCAUGGAUCCCCCCUGGCCACCAACACACUGGGUGCCAGGUCUGCCAACCGCUCCGUCCAUCACUGCACCCUGUCCCUGGAGGGGCCCCUCUCCGAACUGGAGAAAGCCAACAACCUGCGCAACCAGCCCAGCAGCCGGGCCUCCACCAGCAGCCUCCCGACGCCCUCUCAGGACCCCGCGCUGCAGGCAGUGCCCACCCCCGAGCUGGGAAGCAAUGACCGAGCUUUCUGGAUCCUGCUCGGGGAGCGCUGUGAACGGGCCACCCCACAGCCAGCGCCGGCCCCGCGCCCCAUCCAGCCCCAGGAGAGCGGGCUGGCCUACUACGUGGACCUGCACGGCCACGCCUCCAAGCGUGGCUGCUUCAUGUACGGCAACAGCUUCAGCGACGAGAACGACCAGGUGGAGAACAUGCUGUUCCCCAAGCUUAUCUCCCUGAACUCCCCUCACUUCGACUUCACGGGCUGCAACUUCUCCGAGAAGAACAUGUACGCCAAGGACAAGAGGGAUGGGCAGUCGAAGGAGGGCAGUGGGCGGGUGGCCAUCUACAAAGCCCUGGGCAUCAUCCACAGCUACACGCUGGAGUGCAACUACAACACGGGACGCUCAGUGAACAGCAUCCCCGUGGCUUGCCACGACAACGGGCGGGCCAGCCCCCCGCCUCCACCCACCUUCCCCUCCAAGUACACCAUGGAGCUCUUCGAGCAGGGGGGACGGGCCCUGGCCAUAGCAGCGCUGGACAUGGCCGAGUGCAACCCGUGGCCACGCAUCGUCAUGUCCGAGCACAGCUGCCUCAGCAACCUGCGGGCCUGGAUGCUGAAGCACGUGCGCAACGCCAAGGGCGGCGCAGGCGGCCCCCGCAAGAAGGGCCCCAGGACCCCGCCCAGGGGCUCCAACGGGCUGCCCGGUGCUGAGAACGCCCUCACCCGCACCCGGAGCUUCAGCAACGGCACCAGUGGGAGCGGCAGCAGCCAGCAGAACUCCCCCCAGAUCAAAGCCUCGCCCAGCUUCCCCUUCGGCAGCGGGCAGCCUGCCGGCACCAGCCAGAGCCCUCCCAAGGGCGGCCCUAGGGGCACAGUGCCCGCCAGAGUCGUUACCACCCGGGGUCCUCUGCGCCAGUAAAGCCUCAUGCGGAAGCCAGAACCACACAACGGAGGCCACGUUGUAGACAGUUUCUGUGAGGGGAGGCUAGCACGCAGCUGACCAGCUUCAGCAGGGCCUGCCGCGGGCAUCCUGACUCCGCUGUCAUCAGCUGCGACCAGUCCUGGCACCUCCCCAAGCCCAGGUCCUUCACUGGGCUGUAUCCCAAGUGCCUUCCUCCUUGCCCAGCCUGGUGCUGACUGCCACCUGUCUGCAUUCAAGCUGUAGCAGAGCUAGGACCUGGCAUGGCGGGCCUGAGCAGGGGGCAUGGGGCUAAUGAGCCGAUCUGUGGCCGGAGGGGGGGGGGAAAGUAAUAAACCACCUGAAACCUGAACCCAUUGGCCUGUGUCCUGGUGCUGCUUCCCUCCCUGUGUGCAGAGCUGAUCUGGCCCCCAGAGCACUGCUGUGGCCAAGGCCUGCCCCAGCAUUGUGGGGUGAUGUGAAGCAGCACAGGUCAGCUGCUGCCCUGCCACUGGCUGGGGUGGGGUUCGCUGCAGGGGAGUGCGGUGCUGCCAUGGGGGAGAGGGGUGCGUGAUGCAUCUCCCUGGGGCACCUACUGCCUCCGGGUGCUCCGGACGGAGCCACUGCCCCGAAGCGGGUCCCCAGGUGCCCGUACACGUGGCGGCUGGGGCUGCAUGUGGCCGGCCCACCUGUGCUGCAGGCAGCCCAGGGCACGGAGCCAACACACCAAAGAAGGUGCUCCAUGCUUUCUGCGUCCCCUGCAUCGCGCUGCCCCUCUGCAGUCCAUACUCUGCCCUCGGCCCUGCCUGCUCCCGCGCACUGUAGCGACCCUAUCUGACAGUCCCCGCGAGAGCCGGGAGGAGCAAAUAAAAGGCCUCUGUCUCCACGG